CUGACACUGAGGGCAGGCAGUGAGACUGUAAGAAGUCUGCACCAGGCAGAAGGCAGAAAGCCAGCUGAGUCCCCGAAAAGACAUGGCCCGCAGCACAAAAGCCAACUGGAACCGGAGACUUGAGAGUGUGAUCUUCCGAGCUGUUCCACUCCUUUGCUUCAGUGCCCUGAUCGCUGAAUUAAUGAUCCAGAGUGAAGUGGCGGCGUGGACGUAUCAUUACAGCACAAAAGCAUACUCCUGGAAUGUGUCUCGGGCCUUCUGCCGGAAGUACUACACAGAUUUAGUGGCCAUCCAGAAUAAAAAUGAAAUCGCCCACCUCAAUGAGGUCAUACCCUACUACAGCUCUUACUACUGGAUUGGCAUCCGAAAGAUCAAUAACGUGUGGACGUGGGUGGGAACGAAAAAGAGCCUCACGAAGGAGGCGGAGAACUGGGCGGACAAUGAGCCCAACAACAAGCGCAACAACCAGGACUGCGUGGAAAUCUACAUCAAGAGCCAGUCGGCCCCGGGCAAGUGGAAUGACGAGCCGUGCUGGAAGAAGAAGCUGGCGCUCUGUUAUACCGCGUCCUGCCAAGACAUGUCCUGCAGCAAGCAAGGGGAGUGCAUGGAGACCAUCGGGAACUACACCUGCUCCUGCUACCCUGGAUUCUAUGGGCCAGAAUGUGAACACGUGAGAGAGUGUGGAGAGUUGGACUUACCUCAAAAUGUGCUCAUGAACUGCAGCCACCCUCUGGGAAACUUCUCUUUCAACUCACAGUGUCACUUCCACUGUCCAGAAGGGUUCACCUUGAAGGGACCUGGCACCUUGGAAUGUUCUGCUUCUGGAAACUGGACAGAUAUCCCCCCGCAGUGUGUAGCCACCCUGUGCCCACCCCUGGAGACUCCUGCCCAAGGAAGCAUGGCAUGUCGUCAUUCUGCAAAAGACUUCCAGCACCAGUCCAGCUGCAGCUUCCGCUGUGAUGAGGGAUUCACACUUGUUGGGCCAGAGGAAGUUCGGUGCACUGCCUCUGGGGUGUGGACCUCCCCAGCCCCAGUGUGCAGAGCUGCUCAGUGUCGGCACCUGGAAGUGCCCAGCAAAGGAACCAUGGACUGCACUCAUCCACUUGCUGCCUUUGCUUUUGGCUCCAGCUGUAAAUUCAAGUGCCAACCUGGCUAUCGAAUGAGGGGCUUGGGCACCCUCCGAUGCAUUGGCUCUGGCCAGUGGACUGCACCCCUGCCAACCUGUGAAGCCAUCGCAUGUGACCCAGUGGAGAGUCCUGCCCAUGGAAGCAUGGAUUGCUCCCCGUCCUCGCGAGGAUUUCAGUACAACACCAGCUAUAGUUUCCGUUGUGCUGAGGGCUUCCGGCUGAGAGGGGCUGAGAUGGUUCGGUGUUCUGACUUGGGACAGUGGACAGCGCCGGUCCCAGUCUGUCAAGCUCUGCAGUGUCAAGGUCUUCGGGUUCCCAGGAAGGCUCAAAUGAACUGCUCCCAUCCCUUUGGAGCCUUCAUGUACCAGUCCUCCUGCAGCUUCACCUGUGAUGAAGGCCUGCUCCUGGUGGGUGCAAGCAUGCUGCAAUGCCUGGCUACUGGGACCUGGAGUGCUGUGCUUCCAGAAUGCCAAGCUAUUACCUGCGCACCUCUACUAAGUCCUCAGAAUGGGACAAUGACCUGUGUUCAACCUCUUGGGGAUUCCAGCUAUAAAUCCAUGUGUCGAUUCCGCUGUGAUGAGGGAUUUUCUUUGUCUGGACCAGAAAGGUUAUAUUGCACUUCAUCCGGGCACUGGACAGGUUCCUCUCCAACGUGUGAAGCCUUUAGGUGUCCAGAGCUGUUCUCCCCAGAACAAGGCAGCAUGGAUUGUUCUGACACACACGGAGAAUUCAGGGUCAGCUCCACCUGCCGCUUCUCCUGCAGCAAGGGCUUUAAGCUAAAAGGGUCCCAAGAUGUCGAAUGCACAGCUUCUGGAAAAUGGACGGCACCUCCACCCACGUGCGAAGGCAUAGCACCAGCUCCUGCUUCAGCAAUCCAAUGCCCAGUCCUCGUCACUCCUGAGCAGGGGACAAUGGCCUGUAAGCACCAUCGGGGGACCUUUGGUUUGAAUACCGCUUGCUACUUUGGAUGCCAUCCUGGCUUCACACUCAUGGGAGCCAGCCCUCUCCGGUGCAGCUCUCCAGGACAGUGGACAGCAGCAGUGCCAACGUGCAGAGCAGGGCCAUUGACUGUCCAGCAAGCCCUGACUUAUUUUGGUGGAGCCGUGGCUUCUACAAGUGGUCUCUUGAUGGGUGGGACACUUCUGGCAUUGCUGAGAAGACGGUGCAGACAAAAAGAUGAUGGGAAAAGCCCCUUGAGCCCUCAAAGCCACCUAGGAACGUACGGAGUUUUCACAAAUGCUGCAUUUGACCCGAAUCCUUAAGAGCCCUUCCUUCCUCUGGCCAUCCCAUUCAAACGUCUCAGGAUCCUGUUUUUAAACAUCAGACUGCCUGUGAGACUUGACUUCAACUACAGGCUUUGUGUUUGCUGUAAAUACCUGUGAAUAGAGGACAUGGAGUUUCCUUUGGAUUGCCUCUGGACCAGAAGAGGAGACUUGUACCACGAUCCCAAACUCUACCACUGCUUCCUGCUCCACCCCUCCUCGGCCUCCGCCACACGCAGCAGAAGUCAGGAGCAGGGCUUUCUGCUGUGAACAACGAAGGUGCCUUGGCUGUUACUUGAAAUAAGCAGCAUUAGUCAAAGUACCUGGAGCCUUUCAUUCACCAGAAGACGAGGUUGUGGAGACACACAAUGCCUCUCCAUUUGUACUGGAAGAUAGUAUCUUCUACUUUGGAAGGCAGGCAGCAGUCUCUGACUUGAAAGAAUUCCAUUAGGACCCACUGGGGUCUCUCUGGGAGCUGCUGUUUACAAAGUUUCUGCUGCUGAGGCUUCCAGAGAGGCGUCAAAUCAAUCUUACCCUACAAGUCAAAACCCCAAAUAACCACUGCCACCAAAGUUUGACUCAGAGCAACCCUCUAUGGGGUUUCUGAGGUUGCAAAUCUUCAUGGGAGCAGACAGCCUCAUCUUUCUCGUGAGGGUCAGAUGGUGGGCUUGAACUGUUCAACACUUACCCAACACCAGCUCUCCUUAUCACUCUCCCCCAAAGGACCCAGCGACAGAUAUUCAAAUCUGUAAUUAAAGAGAUUUGCCCAAA
Echinops telfairi (small Madagascar hedgehog) is the source of this 3160-nucleotide messenger RNA. It is a transcript of the gene SELP, whose product is annotated as selectin P. Gene Ontology annotation, cellular component: external side of plasma membrane; membrane. Gene Ontology annotation, biological process: heterophilic cell-cell adhesion; leukocyte tethering or rolling; response to cytokine. The record is from RefSeq and is a predicted model, not a curated record. NCBI's taxonomy places the organism in Eukaryota, Metazoa, Chordata, Mammalia, Afrosoricida, Tenrecidae. The transcript is spliced from 16 exons. Gene Ontology annotation, molecular function: oligosaccharide binding; sialic acid binding. Bases 83 to 2389 code for a protein of 768 amino acids.